AUGACGGCUUCCACAGAAAACCGGCCGUUGCUACCGCAGCAGUCCGGGAUGACAAAUAUAUCAUUUGCACCCCCGAAUCUGGGACCUCCCAACGACAAGAAGAAUUAUGUCUUUGUUGACGAACACAAUCGACAUCGACGUCUCAAAGUGGUCAGGGCGUGUGAUGGCUGUCGGAGGAGAAAGAUCAAAUGCGACUCUGCUACAACGAAUCAGUGGCCAUGUGCUGCCUGCGUGCGAUUGAAGCUGCAUUGUAUACCUCCUGCUGUCAACUUCGAACGGAAUGGAAAUGAUUCAAACUCGAAACUAGGCAUGCAGGGUGUCCUGGAUUUCGACAACUCAAGCGGUAGUGGCGACGAUGACUACAUCAUGCCAACACAUCCCACCUCAAUGAACUGGAACAUGCAUGACCCGUCGAAUAUCCCGGGAUCUUCUCAACCCUUCGAUGUCAAUAUUGGCUCCUUCGGCACACCACCUUACUCCACCCCAAUUCCCCAGCAAGAAUUCUCAUUCUCUGACGUAGCCACGAUGCCUCUAAGUGGAGCGCCAUCUUCAUUUGAUGACACGAGUUCGUAUGAUUUUAAUCACAAACCUUCCUUACCCCGCUCCAGCAGCGCUUGGAGCGGAGAACAGUAUUCCACUGGAGAUAUCAGCGACAUACUCGGAGACUUGAAGAUCAACGAGAACGGCGUUGCACAGUCGGUUCCCGACGCUGACGACAGUGCAGCUCCCUAUAUAUCCCAGCAGAAGAAAAUCUUAGCAGAAGCGCCAGCUUAUGAAGAGGCCGAUCCCGGAUUGCCGAAAUUUGUUCAUACCGGCGCUUCUGUGCGAAUACCUCCAGAACUCAUGCCUUCGGAUGAGCAAUGUAUGAAAUACUUCGACAUCUUCUUCACACAUGUACAUCCUUACGUACCCGUAAUCAGCCACGAAGACUGUUUCAUGGAUGUUCCGCGACUGAGCACUGUACAAGCUAUGAUGAUACUGUUGAAAGCGCGCGAGUCUCAACCGAAGCGAGGGUACUACUACAGAUCCUGGAUAACGAUCAAGAAAAUCAUCACCAUGGCUCACGAUCUUGACCUGCACGAGCACCGUGAUCAGCAUAGGGAUGGGCAAUCUUGUGGUUCAGACCCUACAGAGUGCCUGAUCAAGACCAGGAUUUGGCAGACACUGUUCGUCUUGGAGACCAUGGUUGGCUCUCCACAAGGCCGAACUGAUAUGGGCAUCGAUCCUGAGUCAGUGGACCUGGAAGUGAUGCGCCCUGAGCCCGGUGUAGAUCAUUCCGACUACAUUGUCUCAAGACAAUUUACCUGGCUACUCAAGCAAGUCUUUUAUGUGCGCAGGUUGCACGAUCUCAAAGGCAAAACGAAGGGCGCAGACGUCUCCAACUGGAUUCAAGACCCGAAAUUUAUCAGCACUGGUGCAGAUCUCAUGGGAUGGUUGAAAAGCCUUCCCCGAGAUCUCCAGGUCGACUUUCCUCUGGAUGAUGAAGCCCCAUACCUUACGAGCCACUUCAUCGGAAACAUGCACUCCUACUAUCACCUGACGUCGGUCAUGUUGCAUCGACCGCAGCUUGCGCAAGCAGGUUCCUAUGCUAAUGGUAGCUGGAAGAGGCAUAUGGCCGUCUGCUAUGAUUCUUCAAAGAAGAUGUGCAAACUUCAGGAGUCGAUCCUGCGCAAUUUUGGCAUCAAUGGAUUGUUAUGCAUGCAGCGUGGCAUCAAUUUCGUUAUAUAUACUGUUCUGACAUGCACCAUGAUUCACCUGGUCGCAAUUACAUCACCAGAUCCCGACUUCAAUCAAGACGCGAGGGAUUACUUCAAACGACACAUGCGUAUCCUUGAAACGUGUGCUACUGCAUGGCCACAACAAGAUAUGCAGAAGCAGAUCAAUGCGCUCCGAUCGGCAUUUUCAGCCGACACCAGCAAACCAUUUGAGCUGAAGCCAGAAUUCCCUUACGGAAGCCCCGGAAUGCCUACAAUGCAGCCAAGUCCUCCUUUGGAAUCGCAGUAUCAGCAUAUGCCCAUGUUGUCAAGAUCAACAUCGCAUCCUCAGCAAACUUCCCAACAUCUUUCUGUGCAGCCUGGGCCUAUGACUCCACCUAUGACUGCUGGAUUAGAUGGCCCGAAUGACGGCUCUCUGUAUGGUGGAAACUCCCUCUCGACCAGCCAUAACUCUUCUACCGAUCUACAAGCUGUAUGGAAUCCAACGCCAAUCAUCGAGAAUUGGAAUGCAGCUUUUGGAGAGAAUUCUGCUUCAAUGGCCGAGAUGUCGGUAACCGUCUCUCAACAAUCUCCGCCUCUAUACCACCCAACGACUCUAGGCAUACAAAACCACACGCCCAUGAAUACAGCCAUGCCACAGCAUUAUUCACUCACACCAGAGAUCCCACCGCUUCCAAGAAGCAACUCUAACCAGUUCUCGACCAACACCAGCGGAGAUCCAUCCUUCGUCACAUCAAACAUGUGGCGGGAUACCAUCGCCAACACAUAUGAUCGAUCAGCACUGAAACGCGGUUGGGAUAACCAAUCCUCGUAUCUUGACGACCCCGUGCAAACCAAGCGAGCACGCUAG
Bacidia gigantensis is the source of this 2565-nucleotide messenger RNA. RefSeq lists its product as uncharacterized. Lineage: Eukaryota; Fungi; Ascomycota; Lecanoromycetes; Lecanorales; Ramalinaceae. Gene Ontology annotation, molecular function: DNA binding; zinc ion binding; DNA-binding transcription factor activity, RNA polymerase II-specific. Bases 1 to 2565 code for a protein of 854 amino acids. Gene Ontology annotation, biological process: regulation of DNA-templated transcription; DNA-templated transcription. The transcript has 6 exons. The record is from RefSeq and is a predicted model, not a curated record.